AUGCAAUUGAUAUUGAGAGUAAUAUCUUUAUUGCAAUUGAUUGCAAUCAUUGUGGCUGUCAAAGUCAGUCCUUUACCAGCUCCUAGAAAUAUAACCUGGGGAACCGAUGGUCCAAUUCAAAUCAAUGUCCCAAGUUUAACCAUUCAAUUAAAUCAAGACAAUAAUCUCCUUUCCGAUGCAUUCGUUAGAAUCAAAGGUUCAAUCGAAUCAUUGAAAUGGUAUCCUGCUGCCACUGAAGGUCCAAUGUCUUCCAUGCAACCAUUCCCUACUGCUACUAAUCUUAAAAAAAGAUUCGAUAAAAGAUAUAGUGGUAUUUCAACCAUUGAAAUUAAUGUUGAUGAUUUCGAUGCUGCUUUACAAUUAGGGGUCAAUGAAACAUAUACUAUUGAUGUAACUCCAUCAGGAAUUUCGGUUAAUGCCGCUACAAUUUGGGGUGCCUUACAUUCUUUAACUACCUUACAACAAAUGAUUAUUUAUGAUAAUAAUAAUUAUAUCAUUGAAGAUUCAGUAUCUAUUUGGGAUGCACCUUUAUUUCCUCAUCGUGGUUUAUUAAUUGAUACCGGUAGAAAUUUCAUUUCAGUGGCUAAAAUUCAAGAACAAAUUGAUAUUAUGUCUUUAAGUAAAUUAAAUUCUUUACAUAUUCAUUUUGAAGAUACUUCAAGUUGGCCACUUUAUUUAGAAACUUAUCCUGAAUUAACUAAUGAUGCUUAUUCCGCUCGUGAAAUUUAUCAAACUUCAGAUAUCGUUAAUUUAAUUAUUUAUGCUCAAAAUAGAGGGGUAAGAAUCAUUCCUGAAAUUGAUGCCCCAGCUCAUGCUAGAGCAGGAUGGCAACAAAUCGAUCCUGCAUUGAUUGCGUGUGGUGAAAGUUGGUGGUCAAAUGAUGUUUACUCAUUAGCAACUUCACUUGAACCACCUCCAGGUCAAUUGGAUGUAUUAUAUCCAAAGACUUAUGAAGUUUUAGAUAAUAUUUAUCAAGAAUUAGGAACUCUUUUCCCCGAUAAUGUAUUCCAUAUUGGAGGUGAUGAAAUUUUUGGUGGUUGUUAUAAUUUCUCAUCAACAGUUCAAGCUUGGUUAGCUGCCAAUACUUCAAGAACUUAUACUGAUUUAGCUCAAGUAUACUUAGAUCAAGCUAUUCCAAUAUAUUUACAAAAACAAGGAAGAAAAUUAAUCAUGUGGGAAGAUAUGGUUUUAAAUGGUAAUACUGUUCCAAAAGAUUCUGUUAUUUUACAAUCUUGGAAUGGAGCUCAAUAUGUUCCUGAAUUAGUUGAAAAAGGUUAUGAUGUCAUUGUAUCUUCGGCUGAUCAUUUCUAUCUUGAUUGUGGUUAUGGUGGUUGGAUUACUAAUGAUCCAAGAUAUCUUGAUAUUGAUGCUAAUGAAGCUUUCAAUAACGGAAAUGGUGGUUCAUGGUGUAAUCCUUAUAAAACAUGGCAAAGAAUUUAUGAUUAUGAUUUCACCGCUAAUUUAACUGAUGAACAAGCUCAACAUGUGUUAGGGGCUGAAGUUGCCUUAUGGUCUGAACAAGUUGAUUCAGCAGUUGUCACUCAAAAGAUUUGGCCAAGAGCUGCUGCCUUGGCUGAAUCAACUUGGAGUGGUAAUAGAGAUCCAACUACCGGUUAUUUAAGAACCACUGACUUAACCCAAAGAAUUCUUAAUUUCAGAGAAUAUUUAGUUGCUUUAGGUUAUCCUGCUUCUCCAUUAGUUCCAAAGUAUUGUUAUGUUAAUCCUCAUGCUUGUGAUUUCUAUAAAAAUCAAACUAUUUUAGAUGAAUUUGGUUUACACCAAACUUAA
Messenger RNA from Scheffersomyces coipomensis, 1788 nucleotides. It is a transcript of the gene HEX1, whose product is annotated as Hex1p. Lineage: Eukaryota; Fungi; Ascomycota; Pichiomycetes; Serinales; Debaryomycetaceae. Bases 1 to 1788 code for a protein of 595 amino acids. Gene Ontology annotation, molecular function: beta-N-acetylglucosaminidase activity. Gene Ontology annotation, biological process: carbohydrate metabolic process; glycosaminoglycan metabolic process. Gene Ontology annotation, cellular component: membrane. The record is from RefSeq and is a predicted model, not a curated record. The transcript has a single exon.